GGUGCAUGGAUAAUGUGAGUGCACAAGUUAAAUUUGUGAUUUGUUAAUUAUUUGCGUUCACGAAAAUCUUAAAUAAUACGAUAAUUAUUAGUUUAGAAGUAGACAGAGACUUAAAUUAAUAUUAUUACUAGUUUAUGGAUUGUGAUUUACUGUUGAAAUGAGCCUUUUAUCUAACGCAUUUACAGCAGCUGCCCAUAAGCGGCAUUGCACAGAGACUCCCGGUCUAAAGUUCUUGACGCAUAAUUUUUGCGCCUUAUCUAUGUAGGGAAGCUAAGAAGGAUUUUUUAACUAAAUCAUAAAGAAAUGGCUUAUAACGAAAAACGUUGUUAUAUGUAUGUACUACAAACUAGCAGAACCAAGGAUAACGUGCCAUAGCAAAAAAGUAUUUGAAUAAUAUCCACUCUUGCUGCAUCUAAUACAAGUGAAUGAGGAUGACCCAUAAACAAAAACGAAACCGACUACCUAAUUUUACGCCUGCUGAAGAAAGUUUUUUACUAUCAUUGGCACAUAAAUACGUUAAUGUAAUUGAAAGUAAACUAACUGAUGCGCAGAUUUGGGAGGAGAAAAGAAAAGCAUGGGAAAAUAUUGAUAUUGAAUUUGGUAAUAAGUUUGGCUGUAGAAGAGGAUCUAAAAAUUUACGAGAAAAAUAUGAUAAUUUGAAGCGUAAAUUAAGACGAAUGGAAAGCAAAGACAAAAACGAUGAGGAACAAACAUUUCAAAAGUUGUUUAUUGAUGAAAAUAUUGAAAAACUCUCAGCUAUAGUAGGAUUUUCAGCAGACUGUAGCUCAAAUGAUGUCGAAAGCAAUGACACAUUUGAGACUGACCCUGAAAUGAAUAAUAUGUUUAAUGCUACAGCGCAGAGCUGUAGUUUUGACGAUCCGAUUCAAGAUUCCGAGACUGUUGAAAAGGAAGGCGAAAACAAGUAUUUGUCAUUAAAUUCAAACCACUCUGCACAGUGUAGAAAAAUCAAAUCUUCUCGAAGACCUGAUCGAAAACCAUGUUAUAAUGUAAAUGAUUUGCGAUCUGCCGAUAAACAUCGCCGGGACUGUAAGAGAAACAAAAGAGAAGCUGAAAAACACAGAUGGGAGUUCGAAAAGCACAACUUAAUUGUAAAAAAGCAAAAAUGGGAGCUAAAGGAAGCCAAACUAAAAACUAAACUUUUGCAAAUGAACUUAAAGAAUUCUAUACCUAGAGACGAUUUAAAAAGCUGCAUCAGCGCUAUAUCUGAAGAUUAUUUUCAAACAAAACCCCAAUGUCAUAUAAGAAUGCAAGACAAAACUAACGCACAAAGUAUCGAUGAAGCUCAGAACUCAAUCAACAUCGCCACAUUAUCUGCAAACAUUAAAGUCGAACCUACACUUGACAUUAUGGACAUUGGAAAUGACUGUACCAAUAACUCCAAUGAAAACUGCACAUCCAAAAGCCGAGUCGAAACGAAAACGAACAAUGAAGAACUUGGUGGUAUGUGUAAAAGAAUCAAAACAAUACCGUCGGUUUCCAGCGAUGAGCAACAACAGUGGGAAGUGGCUUUAAAGCAUGAUAUGGCCGAUACUUCAAAUGGCGCCCACAGUAGUUUUCUCGAUCCUAUCCAAUUAGUUGAGACUAAUAUUAUUUCAUCUAUUGGUGAUGAUGAUGAUAAUGAAGAUGAUGGUUGUCAAACUAGUGAGGAGUCCAUAUCCUUCGACGCAAAAACAGAUGAUCAAACAAAAGUUUCAACGCAUGAACAUGAUUUUUUAAAACUUCUAAAUAAACAUAGACUGCAGCAUUAUUGGGCUAAAUUGAAGGACAUGAAUAUUGGCUUAGACUACUUGCAGUAUAUAGAAGAGGUGGACGUUAGAGAUAUAUGUGGGCGUGAUAUUGGUGCGCGUAUACGAUUUCGUGCAUUAUUAGAAGAUUGGCGCACGUUACAUAGUCUCGCUGAAACUAUUACAAGUCCAAUAACAGUACUCAAUGAGGCCAAAAGAGUGAUUGCUGAACUCAAAGCGAUUAUAAAGCAAACACCGUUUGUCAAAGAUCAAAGCAGUGCCGUAACUUCCAAAGAAAGUCAAUGCAGUCGGCAUACGAACUAUAAAAAAGUCUUACCUGAAACACCAUUCCAAUCUGUGAUAGAUUUUAAAGUGUUUGAAGAAUUGAUUAAAAACUCAGAAGAAGCAUAUCAAAAUUUGAUAACGGAAUUAACCGCACAACACAUAUACAAUCCUGUUAGUUUUCUGAAAACCUCAUGGCGUCGCAUAAUGAGCGAUCAUGUUGCGCAGCAUUUCUGCUGGACGGGCACACUAGAAAAGCUAGCUAUACGCACAUUGAGCGUGACGAAGGCAUUGAAAGAGGCCUAUCAGCGUAAAUUUGAUUUUUGUACUAACGACGAUUUCCAACGCACAAUUCAACCAUUUUUCCUACAUGCGAAAACACGUCUGCAGAAAAAACAAAACUAUGAGAAAUUAAAAGCGGCCAACAUAACAUUGUAAAGUUACAUGUGUCCAAGUAUGUACUUAGCAUUUAAGUUUAAGUUGGAGCUAAGAUAGGGUUUAGAAUCUUGUUGCGACGAGAAAAUUUCGUAAAACGUAAAAUUUCAUGAGGACUCAAAAAAUGUCGUUUUUUAAUAUAUAUUAUUUUUAACUCAGCCUCAAACGAGAAUUAUUAAUAGUAUUAAUUUGCUAAGUUAUUGUAAGAUAUGUAGAUUAAGCGCUUAAAAAAAUCUAAACUAAGCAAUUUAAUUGAAUUUACAUCAACCAAACGAAGUAUGCGAAUUUCAGUGGCGUUGAAAUAUUUGAAAUUUGUGCUUUGAACCCAGCUUCAGCAACCAGUGCGACACGUGUUAUGAAAACUGAUUUCGGUAAAUGUUCAGCAGAGCGGCUUUUCUGAAAAAAUUUACCAAUUUUCACGGGAAAUACCUGAAAAUUAUUAUUUUUUAAUUCUACUUCAAAAUCGAUAAAACCGUGAAAAGCGUUACAUACAGAAAAUGUUUCCAUUUCUUACUUGAUACUCUCGAUAUGCGUACUUACUUAUUGAUCGAGAUCUAUUUUCAUUUAUUUAUUUAACGCUAAUCGGCACUAUACAUCAAAUAACAAUUAUAAUUCUAAAUAAGACAUCAGGCUUAAACAUAUAAAAUUAGGAAUUAAACAAGUAACCUAGUUCGUAUGCUAGUAUUUUAAUAGAGGUUCUGUAGAGAUCCGCAGAAAAAGUUGACGUCACUGUGCAGAGAGUUUACCAAUCUACAGAUUAUUUCCUUUGGGCCAUUGAUUACAUAGUUUUUGUUCGAUCUGCAAGUUUUCAGGAUUCAGGAUCUGUCUAGGGUUAAGCUUGGUCUGCAAAGAUUUUUGGGGCAUCAAUUAAUCCAUUGAAGAUUUUGAAGAAGAAGAUAAGGUCUGCUAACUGCCGUCGAGAUUUCAGGUCAUUUAUUUUCAGGUUUCUUCGGACGUCUUCUGUUGAAUUGAUAUCGUUUCUGUGUCUGUUAUGAAAUAGCAGCGCUUUGCAGAACUUGUGCUGGAUUCUCUCUACUCUGUUGACCAUUGAGUCCGUGAAUGCGGACCAGAUCACUGUUCCAUAUUCUAGAAUGGGUACCACUAAUGCUGAGAACAGGCAGGUUAAUGAGCAAUUGUUCUCAAAUUCCCUACACAUACGAUUAAUCAACCCCAGUAUUUUGUAUGCCUGCGAAGUAAUUUUUUCGAUAUGUUUCUUGAAAUUUAGUCUUCUGUCAAUAGUGAUACCCAGGUCUCUGAUGUCUUCAAUAUCCAAUAUAUCCAAUUAAAUUCUUUGUUAUUCACACUGGUUCAGGUAACCAGCCACUAGGAAAGGUGUUCCAAUUUACAAAAUUCCUUGUAUCAUUUGCGACUAUAGUUUGUUCAAUUAUUGCGGUGUUGCUAGGAGUAUCGCUGUUUUUGAGCGUUUCGUCAUCAUUGUGGAGGACUUUUUGCGAUUAUUUCUUCACAUUAUCUAGCUUUGUAUUUCCUUACUUUUUUACGUUCUGCUUGUAUAAACGUAGACUUUCUUUGUCUAGUUUUCGAACAAUUAUCCGAACUAUGAUGGCGUGUUUGUCGUUUAAAUCUAAAUUUAGUCCUUUCAAAGCAUAAAUGCAUUCACAGCUAAUUCUUGCUUGCU
Molecule: messenger RNA, 4098 nt
Organism: Bactrocera neohumeralis
Lineage: Eukaryota; Metazoa; Arthropoda; Insecta; Diptera; Tephritidae
Exons: 11
Coding region: 426-2465 (679 amino acids)
Source: RefSeq, a predicted model, not a curated record